This is a messenger RNA of Phyllostomus discolor (pale spear-nosed bat), 1398 nucleotides long. It is a transcript of the gene EIF1, whose product is annotated as eukaryotic translation initiation factor 1. Gene Ontology annotation, biological process: translational initiation. Gene Ontology annotation, cellular component: eukaryotic 43S preinitiation complex. The record is from RefSeq and is a predicted model, not a curated record. The coding region runs from base 255 to 596 and encodes 113 amino acids. Gene Ontology annotation, molecular function: translation initiation factor activity; RNA binding; ribosomal small subunit binding. The transcript has 4 exons. NCBI's taxonomy places the organism in Eukaryota, Metazoa, Chordata, Mammalia, Chiroptera, Phyllostomidae.
CGGCACCUGGACGCUGGGGGCAGGACGCCGUGGGCGGGGUCGAGACGUGAGGGCAACGCGCUGGCGACACAGGGGCGGCUAUAUAAGUGAAUACAGGCACCGCCCCUCCGCCCCAGUCGCUGAGCCGCAGCCGAGGACUCAGCAACCUUCCCCUCGAGCCCCCCUCGUUUCCCGACGCUCCGUCCCCCCUGCCCACCUUCUCCCGCCGCAGCCUUCCGCAGGCCGUUUCCACCGAGGAAAAGGAAUCGUAUCGUAUGUCCGCUAUCCAGAACCUCCACUCUUUCGACCCCUUUGCUGAUGCAAGUAAGGGUGAUGACCUGCUUCCUGCUGGCACUGAGGAUUAUAUCCAUAUAAGAAUUCAACAGAGAAACGGCAGGAAGACCCUUACUACUGUCCAAGGGAUCGCUGAUGAUUACGAUAAAAAGAAAUUAGUGAAGGCGUUUAAGAAGAAAUUUGCCUGCAAUGGUACUGUAAUUGAGCAUCCAGAAUAUGGAGAAGUAAUUCAGCUACAGGGUGACCAGCGCAAGAACAUAUGCCAGUUCCUGGUGGAGAUUGGACUGGCUAAGGACGACCAGCUGAAGGUUCAUGGGUUUUAAGUGCUUUUUGGCUCACUGAAGCUUAAGUGAGGAUUUCCUUGCAAUGAGUAGAAUUUCCCUCCUGUCCCUUGUCACAAGUUUAAAAACCUCACAGCUUCUAUAAUGUAACCAUUUGGGGUCUGCUUUUAACUCGGACUAGUGUAACUCCUUCAUGCAAUAAACUGAAAAGAGCCAUGCUGUCUAGUCUGGAAGUCCCUCAUUUAAACAGAAGUCGGGCAGGAGGCGCCUGGCAGUGUCCAGCUUGAAACAAAGCAAUAACGUGAUGUUUCAGCCAAGCGCAAAGCCCCAAGAUCACAGGUGGCUACAUCUGGCCAGAAGCUCCUUGCCAGAGUUCCCUGCCCUCCUAGAAUGUCACCAUCUGAACAGCCCGUGGUGAAGCUGAGAGGAGGGGUGAGGCGGCGACGGCAUGUUACCGCUAGAGGGAGCCUGGGGUAGUCAAAGAUCUCCAACCUGACCACUGGUGGGUGGAGCUUAGAGCGGACACCUUCCCUCUAAGCAGGGUGAUGAGGAUAAUCGGGCGUGCCACCGAGGUCUUUUUAACCAGACGUAUCCCAGCUAAUUGAUGUCCAAACACCAGAAUUUGAGGCCAACCUUCUAUCAGAGUUAAACUUUUGACAAGGGAACAAAUUUCAAACUGAUGUGUCGGUCGUGUAGCUAGCUGUAGUGCUCACAACUUAAACUAGCAACAGCUGCCCAAUGCCAUGUGAAGUAACGAACUGAUUUUUGGAUUUUUCCCCCUUCAGUUUUAAUGUUAUGUAAUGUAUUUAAACCCUUAUUUAAAUAAAACUUGUUUUCAGAAACA